CACCAGUAGGAAGGUCCUUGGAUUCUGCUGCUUCGCCGGCUGGCAAAUUCAAUGUCUUCAGCAGCCUUCCUUCAAUGCCAAAGUUCGCUGGGGUGGUUGGUUGGUUGCAUCCUCUCUCUCUCUCUCUCUCUCUCAUGCCUAUUAAAACCUUCCCGGCACUCCAUCCUUCGGCAAAACUAUUCCAAUCCAUUUCUCCUAUCUCAGCCUCCAAGUCUUGGGAUUCUUUUCCUGUUUCUUUAACCUUCUUUCCUCAUCUCAUACCUUAAUAAUUCUAGUUGUCUGCAUAGAUCUUAACAAAUUUUUAGAAGCUAGCUCUCUUUUCCUCCUUGUUCUCAACCUUUGAAAGCUUAGCCAUAACAGGCUUCUUAAAUGACAAGUACUUCUCUUUUUGGACGAGCUAGCAUAUAUAUAUAUAUAUACAUAUAUAAGAAAUAUUGAUUUUGCUCCCAUUUCUUUUGCUUAAUUAAUUCAAGGAUUUCAUCCCGUCUUCUUUUAGUUAUAACAAAUCGAGUUGAGUUGUCUAUAGUUAAUUAAUUAACCCUCCAUCCUCAUCCAUCAUGUCAUCAAGGAUGGAUAAUUCAGAAGGUAACACAAAUUCAGUACUCCAAAUAACUAGUCCAGAUAGGAAGCAUAAACUUCCUAACUUUCUCCAAUCCGUAAAGCUCAAGUAUGUGAAGCUGGGAUAUCACUACCUGAUCUCCAAUGCCAUGUACCUUCUCCUAAUCCCCCUCUUGGCCAUCGCCUCGACGCACCUCUCCCAGCUCACCGUCGGCGACCUACAACUGCUCUGGAAUCACCUACGCUUCAACCUGGUCGCCACUCUCCUCGGUCUCACCCUCACCGCCUCUCUCGCCACCCUCUACUUCAUGACACGGCCUCGGCCGAUCUACCUCCUCGACUUCGCAUGCUACAAGCCGGACGACGCUCGCAAGUGCACCCGCGAGCUCUUCAUGGAGAGGUCGGCGCAAGCAGGGGUCUUCACCGAGGAGAACCUCGCGUUUCAGAAGAAAAUUCUGGAACGAUCGGGGCUUGGGCAGUCCACGUACUUCCCGGACGCAGUAUUGAACGUGCCGCCAAACCCAUGCAUGGCGGAGGCGAGGAAGGAGGCAGAGAUGGUGAUGUUUGGGGCCAUCGACGAGCUGCUGGAGAAGACAAAGGUGAAGGCGAAGGACAUAGGCAUACUGGUGGUGAACUGCAGCCUUUUCAAUCCAACCCCCUCUCUCUCGGCCAUGGUGGUGAACCACUACAAGCUUAGAGGGAACAUCAUCAGCUACAACCUUGGUGGCAUGGGCUGCAGUGCAGGACUUAUCUCCAUAGACCUUGCCAAGCAACUCCUCCAGGUGCAACGCAACUCCUAUGCCUUGGUUGUGAGCAUGGAGAACAUCACCCUCAACUGGUACCUCGGCAACAACCGCUCCAUGCUCCUCUCCAACUGCCUCUUCCGCAUGGGCGGUGCCGCCAUCCUCCUCACCAAUCGCCACUCCGACCGCCACCGCUCCAAGUACCAACUCAUCCACACCGUUCGCACUCAUAAGGGUGCGGAUGACCGCUCUUACAGCUGCGUCUUCCAAGAGGAAGACAGCAAUGGCACCACCGGUGUCGCCCUCUCGAAAGACCUCAUGGCCGUGGCGGGUGAAGCUCUAAAGACCAACAUCACCACCCUCGGGCCAUUAGUCCUUCCGAUGUCGGAGCAACUCCUUUUCCUCCUCACACUGGUAGGAAAAAAGAUCUUCAAGAUGAAGGUCAAGCCUUACAUUCCAGAUUUCAAGCUGGCAUUCGAGCAUUUCUGCAUUCAUGCCGGGGGGAGAGCGGUAUUGGAUGAGUUGGAGAAGAACUUGCAGCUGAGUGAUUGGCAUAUGGAGCCUUCAAGGAUGACUUUGUAUCGGUUCGGAAACACAUCGAGUAGUUCAUUGUGGUACGAGCUCGCUUACACUGAAGCUAAAGGAAGAAUCAAGAAGGGUGAUCGGACAUGGCAGAUUGCAUUCGGUUCAGGGUUCAAGUGUAACAGCGCAGUGUGGCGAGCACUGAAAACCAUUAAUCCUGCCAAGGAGAAGAAUCCUUGGAUGGAAGAGAUACAUCAGUUCCCAGUUCAAGUGCCAAAGGUUGAAACCAUUAAAACAUGAAAAUUUGUAUACCUCUUUAUCUGGUGAUCGGUAGAUGCUAGUGUGUGCUUUAUACUAUACACAUAGUGAGGAAUGCUUUUAUGUUUUUCCUUUUA
Molecule: messenger RNA, 2218 nt
Organism: Elaeis guineensis (African oil palm)
Lineage: Eukaryota; Viridiplantae; Streptophyta; Magnoliopsida; Arecales; Arecaceae
Product: 3-ketoacyl-CoA synthase 11
Biological process (GO): fatty acid biosynthetic process
Cellular component (GO): membrane
Molecular function (GO): acyltransferase activity, transferring groups other than amino-acyl groups
Source: RefSeq, a predicted model, not a curated record